Rangifer tarandus platyrhynchus (Svalbard reindeer) is the source of this 1392-nucleotide messenger RNA. NCBI's taxonomy places the organism in Eukaryota, Metazoa, Chordata, Mammalia, Artiodactyla, Cervidae. The record is from the annotation of a GenBank genome assembly.
AUGGCCCCGCUGGAACCAGGUAACAGGAAACGGGAAGCGCCCGCUCCCCCGGAGGCCGCCGCGGGCUCGUCGUCGCCGGGCUCGGCGGCGGUGGACGCAGACGGCCCGCAGCCGCCCAAGAAGCCCAGGCGGAUGGUGGUGCGGCGCUCAAUGGUGGACUACCUGAAGGGGCGCGAGGUGGGCGCGCGGGGCGGCACCGGGUUCCCGGGCUUCGAUAGCGAGCUGCGUGGCUUCGCGGUGCGGAAGCUGCCAGAGCUGCUGCGGGAGCGCGAGCUGUCUUUGGGUACCGUCGACAAAGUGUUCGCGUCGCAGUGGCUGAGCGCCAGGCAGGUGGUGUGCGGUACCAAGUGCAACACGCUCUUCGUGGCGGACGUGCAGUCGGGCCGCAUAACGCACAUCCCCCUCAUGCGAGAUCGUCGGCCUCCGCCGGCCCGCGCCCAGCCGGGCUGCGGCAUCCAUGCCAUCCAGCUGAAUCCCUCCAAGACGCUGCUGGCCACCGGGGGCGAGAACCCCAACAGCCUGGCCAUCUACCGGUUGCCAACGCUGGAUCCCCUGUGCCUGGGCGACCGCCACGGCCACAAGGACUGGAUCUUCUCCCUCGCCUGGAUGAGCGACACGGUGGUGGUGAGCGGCUCCCGCGACGGCACCUUGGGCGUCUGGAAGAUAGACCCUGAAGUAUUCCGGAGCACCAUCGCCUGGCACAGCGAUGCAGGGGUCCCCAUGUAUGCCCACAUCCGUCCCGCUGAAGUGGAGGAUGUCCCCAGGGCCGGAACCAACCCAGGUAACUGCAAGGUGCGUGCCGUCGCCUUCAGCGCCGAGAGGCAGGAGCUGGGAGCCGUGACCAUGGAUGGCUACUUCCACCUGUGGAAAGCCCGAAAUACCCUGUCCAGGCUGCUGUCCAUUAGGCUGCCUUACUGCCGAGAGAAUGUGUGCCUGACCUACUGCAAUGAGGUGUCCCUGUAUGCGGUGGGCUCCCAGUCCCACGUCUCUUUCCUGGAUCUGCGCCAGGGUCACCAGAGCGUUCGGCACCUGUGCUCCCGCGAGGGCGGCACGGGUGUGCGUUCCCUGAGCUUCUAUGAGCACAUCAUCACCGUGGGCACCGGCCACGGCUCUCUGCUCUUCUAUGACGUCCGCGCCCAGAAGUUCCUGGAGGAGAAGAUCUCGGUCAGCCCGUACUCCUCUCCGCGGUCCACAGGAAGGAGGUUCAGGCUGAUUUGUGGCAGAGGCUGGCUCAGCCAAGAUGACCUGCAUAUGAACUACUUCGGUGCCUUAGGUGAGUUGCCCAAUGCGGUCUACACUCACUGCUACAACUGGCCGGAGAUGAAGCUCUUCGUCGCUGGCGGCCCUCUCCCUUCAGGCCUCCGUGGGAACUACGCAGGCCUCUGGAGCUAA